AUGGCACCAUUUGUACCCUAUCACUCCUCGGCCGGCCAGUCAACUACUGUCAAGUUUGGUGGCCUUCUCACGACUGAAUUCCUCGAGCCCCCAGCAAGCCGUUGCUUUCUCUUCCGCCAGACGUAUCGCCACACCAUUGAGGGUCCCAUCCCAGAAAACCUGCGCAAGCUGAUCAACAGUCCAAACCGACCAAAGGGCCCACCACCUCAUUUCCACCAAUUCCAAACCGAGUAUUUCCGCGUCGAACAUGGGGUGCUCGGAAUUACGGUAGACGGAGUCACCCGCCGCAUCACUCCUGAAGAUGGAGAGAUCUCAGUCAAGGCAGGCAGCGUGCAUAACUUCUUUAUUCAUCCUGAUUCUCCCGAGAGCAUGACGGUGUACCUGAGUGCCUCAGACUCGGGUAAUGACUAUCAGCUUGACCGGGUCUUUUUCGAAAACUGGUAUGGUUACUGGCACGACGCGCUUCUGCACGAUGGAGGACUUGAUUGGAUUCAAUUCCUCGCGAUCCAGGAUGGUGGGGAUGCCUAUACACCUGCUCCUGCUUGGGUACCAUUUCGACGACAGGUUGGAUAUUGGACCUGCGUAGUUGUUGGUCGGUGGAUUGGGGGACUCCUUGGGUAUAAGCCCUUCUUCCGGGAAUAUACCACUGAUUGGGACUUUGCUGUGGCGAAGAUGAAGGGCUCAUUCUUCCAGCGCCAUCUGGUUCACUCUGCUUGGGAGGAAGAAAAGUCAUGGGCUAAGCAGGCUGAUCUGGAACCCAAGGCUAAGCCGAAUAAUGCUGAGUUUGAGCAAUGGACGGAGGAUAUGUCCCCAACUAGCUUGGAAUUGGGCCCAGUGGCAUAUGAUCAGGGUCAAUUCAACGGCAUCAACUCUGGGCUGACAAAUGGCUCCAAUGGUCAUUCCACGGGCAAACAAGAGAAAUUAGAGCAGUUGGGUUCAUGGACUCGGCGACGGACAGAAGUCGAACAUGCGGAUAAGUAG
Messenger RNA from Penicillium nucicola, 981 nucleotides. Its product is annotated as cupin domain-containing protein. The record is from RefSeq and is a predicted model, not a curated record. The transcript is spliced from 3 exons. The coding region runs from base 1 to 981 and encodes 326 amino acids. NCBI's taxonomy places the organism in Eukaryota, Fungi, Ascomycota, Eurotiomycetes, Eurotiales, Aspergillaceae.